AUGCUCGCCUUCUUCACGCUGCUAUGGCUUCGACUCGCCGUUUGUGCUGCAGACACGACGCCGCCUGUGCUGCAAAUCGAAGACACAAAGCCCUUCAUCUUCCACGUCUUGAUGACUGUACGCCUGAACGAAAACGGCUUCGUGUCAUGUGCUGCGCUGGAAACGGCUACGAGCUACACCCCAAGUAUCAGCCAGAUGAAGACCGGUACGGGUCUUGAUGGCUAUGACUCCACGUCGGCAGUGGCCAACACCUACUACAACUUGGUGGUAGCCGUCCUUGCACCUGCGACGCUUUACGACCUGUACUGUUAUGCAGAGGACAGUUUCGUCAACGGGUUCACCUUGAGCCAAAUUGCGGCCACCAGGCAAGUCAUCGCAACUGCCUCCGGCGGCGACUACGUCGCGCCCGUCUUCAGUUACCUGCCACCGAACUUCGUUGUCGAGAGCACCGCAGUGACUGUGUACGUGCAGCUGAACGAGGAUGGCACUGUCUGGUGUGUGGCACGGGAGGAUACUGGUUCUGGUACGAUCACUCCCACCUCUGCAGAGAUCCUGCUGAACACCAACGUCGCUGCCUGGGCCACGACAACGGUGCAAGCGUCACAGAACUACCAGAGCUCCAUGCGACUUGCUGGUCUCUCGGAAGGCACAACCUACGACCUGUAUUGUUUCGCGCAAGAUGCAGCCGGCAACUACAUCGAUGGGACGCCGGCUUUGGCUUCAGACCCCAGCAAGAUUUCAGCCACCCGGCUGCCUUUUCAGACCCUGUCGAUUUUCAUCCCUUCGACCCUUAUCGUGACUGCCCCUGGCCCGGUGCAGUACCCUGUGAAACCAGCAGCUUGGAACACCUUCCUCCCUGCUUGCACCGGAGAGCCGCUUCUCGGGGAGCGAUGCGAGCGGGACGCGGAGAGCUGGCAGAAGCCCCCGCAGUAUCCGAAUCACAAGCUGAUCAGCCUGGACUCCCAUCCCUCCGACGGAUGCUUUGGCCAUCUCCCUCCUGCAGCUCGGGGAGGGGGGCCGUUUGUGCUGCUCCUUCGGAGAGGAAAGUGCGCGUUCGCGCGCAAGGCGCGGCGGGCCCGAGCGGCAGGCUAUGAUGCGCUGCUCGUGGUGGACCAACAGCCUGUUCAAUACUUCAGUACGCUCCCAGACAUGAUCGCAGACAGUGACGAAAAUCCUGGUAUACCCAGCUGGAUUCUGGGCAAGACGGACGGCAACGCGCUGUUGUCGACUCUGGCGUCGUAUACUGCAGGAUACGUGACACUGGACAUCACCGAUGCUUAUCGCAUGCCUGCCCUGGGCAUCUACCAGAGCGAUAUCUACGGCCAGAGGGUGUACAUGAAGCAAUGA
Molecule: messenger RNA, 1347 nt
Organism: Symbiodinium sp. CCMP2456
Lineage: Eukaryota; Dinophyceae; Suessiales; Symbiodiniaceae
Source: the annotation of a GenBank genome assembly